Molecule: messenger RNA, 1213 nt
Organism: Branchiostoma floridae (Florida lancelet)
Lineage: Eukaryota; Metazoa; Chordata; Leptocardii; Amphioxiformes; Branchiostomatidae
Product: somatostatin receptor type 4-like
Exons: 1
Coding region: 61-1056 (331 amino acids)
Biological process (GO): neuropeptide signaling pathway
Cellular component (GO): neuron projection; membrane
Molecular function (GO): neuropeptide receptor activity; neuropeptide binding
Source: RefSeq, a predicted model, not a curated record
CCUACGGUGUACGGAAUAGUGACCGUGGUGGGUCUUGUCGGGAAUUCGUUAGUGAUUUACAUGUUGUUGGGAUUCACGAAGAUGAAGAACGCUUCGAAUUUUUACGUGCUGAACCUGGCUUUGGCCGACAUUCUCUUCAUGCUCGGGGUGCCCUUCAUCACAGCAUCCUCCUCCAUGCAGAGAUGGGUGUUCGGGAGAGCCAUGUGCAAGAUCGUCCUAUCGACGGACGCCAUGAACAUGUUCAACAGCGUGUUUAACCUGGCCGUGCUGAGCGUGGACCGCUACCUGACCAUCGUCUGCUCCCACAGCCAUGCCCACCUCCGCCGGCCGAAGGUGGCGCUCAUGGUCAGCCUGUCCGUGUGGGUAGCGGCCAUCCUGGUGACCAUCCCCGUCAUCGUAGUCAGCGACACCGCCCCUCUACCAGGAGGAAACUACGACUGCAGAUUCAAUUGGCCUGCCGACAAUCCAUUCUUCUGGCACAAGGCCUUCACGUACUAUACCUUCGUCAUCGGCUUCGUGGUCCCCCUGACCGUGAUCAGUAUUUCCUACCUGAUGGUGGUCCGUCACCUUAAACAGAACACGUCGGCACACACCGCGGUGUCCAGAGUGUCCGUCAGGAUGCGGGUGAAGGUAACCAGAACCGUGACUGCCAUGAUCGUAACGUUCGUGCUAUGCUGGCUACCGUACCGCCUGUGUCAGCUGGUGGCCGCCCUGGCCACGACCAUACCAGAGGCGCUGUGGGUCAUGGUGGUGUUCCAGGCGGCCAUGGCUAUGUCGUACGUGAACAGCUGCGUCAACCCCAUCCUGUACGCCUUCAUGAGCCAGAAGUUUCGCGAGAGCUUUCGGGCGGCGCUGCGUCUGGACCGGGGCAGGCCUGCUGACCAGCGCGCGGCGCGGAGCUACGUCCGCGGGGGAGAAGUCGUCGUCUGUAACGGGCGGCCCGAGAAGAGCGACUUCUUUGACGACGAGAUACGUGAGGUAAAUGAUGUGAAUGCUGCGACAGUUCCAUAUUCAUCUGGUCAAGAAACUUUGUACUUAUAUGAAACGUACGUGUAGAACAAAAACAGCCAUCAGACGUCCAUAAUGUUUUAAAGGCACCCAAUGCAGUUUUAGAGCAUUGAAAUCAGAAAUAUUCUGAAUAAAACAAUCGGCACAAUAUUGCCAUUUACUUCACUAUACUACCACAUAAGAAAUGACUUGAAAUUGAAUUUGA